AUGCAUUACACUACGAUCAUGCAAUUUUGAGGAAGUACACAGCAUAUUACGCUUUUUUGUCGGUGCCACAGAUUGUUUAACAUUGAAAAACACUUUUAACUUAUUAAAUGAUUGUAUUGAACAUUUUACGUUGGUUUAGCAGGAAAAAAAAAAAGGAGUUUAAUUAAAAAUAAAGAAAUCGUUUUUUAAAUGUUAGCUUGAAGUUAUUUUAUAUAUUUUUUUGUUUUUAGUUAAAUGGUAAAACCUUUAGACAAAUUGGCUAAACUAACUUUUUGGUCUUCAUGUUACAACAGCUUGAUUUUAAAAAUUAGUGUUUAUCAAUUGCUAAGUUGGAAAAACUAGCAAUACAAAAAUGAUGAAUUGCAAAAUGUAUUACAUAUUUUCAUUGUUCGUAGUUUUAAUUAAAUUUUCUAUAACAGCCGAUGAAAGCUCGUAUGUAAUUACAAACGUGGUUUCGCAAGUGUCAAUAAUAUCGUACAAAGAUGUUAGCGUUAAUUAUGGAAGAGGGGUAGUAUUAAAACAAGAGAAUUUUUUUAUUCUGUACAAUAAAAGUCAAAACUGCGAAGUGUCAACGGUAAAAAAUGACUAUUCAGAAAUUGGAACUAUAUUACCUUCUACAUUUCCUUGCAAUUUUAAAGAAGGAGAUGUGUCCUACCAACAUUUGGGUAGUAUGUCUCGCACAACAGAUGUAAUAAAACUCCAAGUCCGUUUAGAAACCGAUCAGAAAGUAAUAAUUAAGCCCUUUGUAUUACGAGUUCAAGUUGUUUUUGAAAAUUCAUUAGAAGUUGUUACAAAAAUAGAAAAUUUGAGGGUGAACGAGAUGAGUAAUUUUUCAGAGGCAAUAACCAAAGAUGUGGUAAGAUUUGAUUUUGUCAAAGAAACGUACACGUGUAAUGUUCGGUUAUGCCAUAGUAGCAAAAGUCCUCCUUAUUAUGGAUCAAUAAUUAAUGCUACUAACUUUCCUCUUCAAUUUAGUUAUUUAAAUCGAAAAUACAUGUCGUGUGAAGAAUUUUUAAGAGGUUCGUUGUACUACUACUAUCGUCGUGAAACUUCAUCUACGAACCGAGACUAUAUUCCAUUGAUGGUUGAAACUAGAAAUAUAGCAUCCAACGUAGUAAAAAAGCGGGAGUUUUUUCAAUUACCCGUUCGAAUAUAUGGAGUUCCUGAAAACAAACCCCCUAUAAUAAAUUAUGAUGAUGCGCAAUACAGUUUAAAUGUUGAUCGGCUUUCUUUGACGGUAAUUACUUCAAAUAUAAUAAAAGCAGAAGAUAAACAAGCGAACUUCGAUUCUAUUCUUUUUAACGUUACAAGUAAAUAUGAACCCAAUGAAGGCUUUUUAGUGCAUAUUGAAGAUCCAGAAAGACCUUUAACAACUUUUUAUCAAAGAGAGAUCAAAGAUUUUAAGAUUGCUUAUAAACCGCCAAUAAAUAUUAGUAAUUUUAAUUCACAACAAAUAUGGUUUGAAGCAAGAGACAGAUUUGAUGCCGUUUCCUUGCCGUUUUAUGUUAUUUUUGUUUUAAAAGCAUCUAACACAAGAGCUCCUCAAGUAAUUAAAAAUACGGGAUUAACAUUAACUGAAGGAAAGUCGAGAUUGAUCACGCGAGAUGCUCUUGAGAUUAGAGAUAUAGAUAACGAAGAAGUUGUUACUGUAUCAGUUAUUGGUGGGCUAUUGCACGGAAAACUAUAUAAAAAAGGUGUAAUUAUUUCAACUUUUACACUUCAAGAUAUAGAUGAACAAUGUAUAUUGUAUCAACACGAUGACUCAGAAACUACCUAUGACAAUGUAAUAUUGCGAAUUUCAGACGGUGUAAACUCUAUUGACGUCAUGUUUCUAAUAACAAUUUUGCCUGUAGAUGAUCAAGCGCCAGUACUUUCAGUUAACACGGGCGCAUUUUUAACGGAGGGUGAAAUUAAGAGAAUUGACGAGUUUGAGCUUAGUGCAACGGAUUUGGAUUCUGAUGUUGAAAAGAUUACUUUUUAUAUCGUUAAAGAGCCAGAUGCUGGUUACCUAUGCUUGCGUAAAUCUGAAUAUAACUUUGUUCCUGAAGUUCUCACUAAUGCUAAUACUGAGAAGCAUAAAAAGGCUAUUAAUAAAUGGGAAAUUGUGGACAAUGCUUACGAGCAAAAGAUUUCAGAGUUUACUCAGGCUGAUUUAUUUUUGGGAAAUGUUUAUUACAAGCAUUAUGGUAAUGAAAUAUUUAAUGACAUAUUUAUAUUUUGCGUAUCAGAUAACGCAAAAAUACCUAAUCAAUCAUGCAAAAAUAAAUUUGAUUUUUAUAUAACUCCUAUUGACGACGAGCCUCCUUCACCACAUCCUAAUUCCACUUUUCUGAUGAAUGUGAAUAUAUUUGAUAAUGUAGUAUUAAUGCAAAAUGUUAUACGAUAUACAGACGUUGAUUCAAAUGACAACAAUUUAGUUUAUUCAAUUACUAACCAAGUAUGUUAUCAACAAAACAACAUGUUAUUAGAAUACAGUGUUGGUUAUUUUUUUAAUGAAGAAAAUCCUAAUGUUAAAGUUACAAAUUUUUAUCAAAGUGAUAUAAACUUUUUAAGAGUUGUGUAUAAAUUUAACAUAUCAAGUUCCAGGUGUAAAUCAGUAUUUAUAUACUUUAAUGUAACAGAUUGUGCUGGAAAUUCAAUAUCUAAUCAAAAGAUAACUUUUAAUAUUUUAUCAGGCAUUACAAAAGCACCAAAUCUUAUAAUUAACACAUUAACAGUAGCUAAUAGUGCAUCAUUUACAAUCUCUUUUAAUAAUAUUGAUGUUAAUGAUAUAGAUAACUCAGAUGACCAUGUUUGUUUUUCAAUUCUGGAAUUACCAAAAUAUGGUGCUAUUUUAUUUAAUAAAAUUAGACUUUCAAAAGGUACUUGUGUCAGUUUAAAAGACAUACAUGAAAAUAGAAUUAAGUAUGUACAUGAUGGAACCCAGUCCAAAAAUGACAGCAUCCAAUUUAUCUUUACUGAUGGGAUUCAUAAAGUUCAGAUAGAAUUACCAAUUGUUAUUAAACCAUGGGAUGUCGAUGUGAAAGAAAAAGAUUUUAAUAAAGAAUAUUUUACAACUUCUGAAGGAGGGGUAGUAGAAAUCAAUAAAGCUUUUAUUCAAAUGUUUGACAAUAAUGAUGAUGAAGAUUUGCUUGCCUUUAAUAUGAUUUUACAGCCUAAAUUUGGAGUAAUCAAGAAAAAUGGAAUUUCUCUUGUUAAUACUUUCCAUCUGAAUGAUAUUACUGAUAGUAAAAUUGUUUAUCAGCAUACAAGUGGGGAAAUUGGUUAUGAAAAACUAUAUGAUCAGUUUGUUAUUGGAGUUUCUAACAACUUGACUGGCCUAAUAAUAGGUUUUAAGUUUUUCAAUAAAGUACUUUUAAAUGUUGAAAUCAAUCCAGUUGAUAACCAGCCGCCAAUCAUGCUAGGCAAUUUUAUUAUCAAAGUUGCUGAAGGAGGUACUUCCUUAUUAGAGGAAACAAUGUUGAAAAUUGUAGAUAAUGACACUGCUCUGAGACAUAUAAAUUGCAGUGUAACACAUCCUCCUGAAUUCGGUUUUUUUCAAAUUGUUUUGCCAGAGGAAGGUUCAGAAAUAUCAAGAAUGGGGAUUCCAAUAUUACAUUUUAGUGCUCUUGAUGUGUUUAACAAUGAUAUAAGUUAUGUGCAAAGCAUUCAUAAAGGAUUUGAACCUAGCAAUGAUGUAUUUCAGCUUCAGUGCACUGAUGGCACAAAUAUUUCACCUCAAAAUAUUUUUCAUAUUGUCAUUAGUCCAACUAAUGAUGAAGUUCCAAUUAUUUUUGUCCAGCCGAAAAUAUAUUGUGUUGAAGAUGAUUUUAUAUUACUUGACCUUACAAAAAUUAAUCCAUUUGACCUUGAUCAACCAGAAGAUUUUAUGACUAUAUUUGUGUCUAGAAAGCCGCUUCAUGGCGAGUUAUUAAUACAAACUCAGUUUGAAUCAAAAGUUGCUAUAGAGUUCCAAAAAACAGUGUUAAUGUCAGACUUUGAAGAAGCACUUGUUUAUCAACAUAAAGGUACAGAGACACCAAGUGAUUCAUUUGAAAUUAUGGUUUGCGAUGGACUUCAUAAUACAACUAAGGAGAUUGAGAUAAUAAUAGUUUCAGUGGAUGAUGAAGCCCCAAGGUUAUCUUCAAAUAAUGGUUUAUGUUUAGAAAAAGGAGAAACUAAAGUAAUCACAAAAGACAAUUUAAAUGCAGUAGACACAGAUUCAGAUGAUGCCAGUCUUGUUUACAUAAUAAGAACAGAACCUAAAUUUGGUAAGCUUCAAAUGGCUAUAUCAUCAGUGAUAACACUUGAUUUAAGAGAAGGAGAUAACUUUACACAAAAACAUAUUAAUGAAAGAAGGAUUAGGUAUACACAUGAUGCACAUAAGUUUGGUGAACAUGAUGCUAUUGUAUUUGAUGUUACCGAUGGGUUGAACAAAUUGAUAAAUCAAAAGUUUAAUAUAUUGCUCACUCCUGAAGAUUUGAUACACCCAUCAGUUGUUUCUAAAGACUUAAUGCUAAUGGAAAAUAAUCAAGCUGUUCUGACAACAGAUUUACUGAGUGCUUCUGAUUCUAAUAGCCUUGAUGAAAAUUUGUUAUUUACAGUUACCAAAAUACCUCUUAGGGGUCAUCUUGCAAACAUAAAAUAUCCUCAUAUUCCAAUAACAAGAUUUACACAGUUGCAGUUAGCAGAAAAUAAAAUUAUUUACAAGCACACGAGUGCAGAUGAAGUGAAAAUAGAUAGCUUUGAAUUUGAAGUCACUGAUGGACGAAAUAAAUUAUUUCGCACAUUUCGUAUAAAGCUAUUGGAGGUUAAUAACAAAAUUCCUGUAUUAAAAAUAAAAACCAUACAAGCAACUCAAAACCGUAAGUCAGUCAUAACUCCUUUCGAAUUAUAUGCUAUUGAUAAUGAUACAUCUAGCACUAAGAUUUUGUACAAAGUUGUUGAAGCACCAAAAUAUGGGCAGUUGUUGUUAGAUGGAGUUAAUAUUAUUUCGAAUUUCACUCAAAACCAAAUAGACAAUAAUCGGAUCUUAUACCAUCAAGAUGGAUCACAGGUUACUAGUGAUAGUUUUACUAUAAAAUUAAUGAACGAGCAUAACAGCGAAUAUUAUUUGCAUCCAGAUACAAGCUUGAUAUUAAACCAACCAAUUCGUAUUUCUAUUUCAACAAAACCUUUUGAUAUUCAACCUCCAACAUUAAAAAUUAAUAAUGGUGCUACAAGUUUAAUUUUAAAUGACAACAGAGCUAUAUAUAUAUUUCUACCAGAAGCUUUGGAAGCCAUUGAUAAUGUAUUUGACCCUUCCAAACUUCAAUUUAUUAUUAAAAGGCAUCCAAAAAAUGGAAUUAUUGCCAGUGUUUAUGAUAAAAGGAGCAAGCUUUCAAAGUUUACUCAGCAAGACAUCAAUGAAAGACGGGUUAUUUAUGUUCUUAAGCAAGAAAGUGAAGCCAUUAGUGAUUUUUUUAUAUUUGAUGUAGCAGACACCAUAGGAAAUAGGCUAAAAGAACAAACAUUCACUUUAAAUUGGUCUUGGGUAAAAUUUGUUAAAAAGAAAUACACUGUUAAAGAAACAGACGAGUAUAUUAAAUUGCAUUUGCAAAGAAAUGGAUAUUUAGAAGAUGUUUCUUUUGUAUCAGUGCAUGCAAUUGACGGAACAGCAAAGUAUAAAGAGAAUUUUGAUGUUGUACAAAAUCGAGUCCACUUUAAUAAAGGGCAAACUAUAAGUGAGAUCAAAAUUAAAAUCAUUGAUAACAAUAAAUUUGAAAGGUUUAAAUCUUUUACUAUCAUGCUAAACACAAAUGCUGUACAAACAUUGAUUAAUCAUGGUCACAGGAACACAUCUGUAGAAAUUUUUGAUUCUGAAGAUGAGCCAAGGGUUGAAGUUGCAGAAAAUUUUAUCUCAGUUGAAGAAUCUAUUGGAGUUUUACAUAUACCUUUAAAACGAUUUGGUGAUUUAAAUGAUUUGACAAGAAUCAUUUGUGAAACAGUUUCUGUUUCGGCACUUGGUACAAAUGGCGUUUCUGUUUUAUCAGGACAAGACUUUAUUUCAAGAAUGUCUUCAGAUCCACGAAACAUCAUUGACUUUAAAAAGAGUGAGUAUCAGCAAAACUGCUUAGUUAAAAUCAUCGAUGAUAGUUUGUAUGAAGAUGAAGAAACUUUUAUUGUUAAGCUUAAUGCAUAUUAUGGUGGAAAGAUUGGUUUUGCUUCUGAAACUAAAGUUUUAAUAUUAAAAGAUCCAAUGGAUGAGCCUUAUUUUUUUAUGAGCUCACAAUUUUAUGUUGUUUCUGAAGAAGAUAACAAUAUCACAUUUUCAAUUCAAAGAAGUGGUACUGAUUUGUCUAUGAAGUCUUAUAUUUCAAUAGUCACUGUUGAAGAUACGCCUCUUUCUGCAAAAUCCAAUGUUGACUAUUUGCCUAUUGCCACCACAUAUUUAUUUGAGCCAUAUCAGAAUCAAGUUUUUGUAACAAUUCAAAUUUAUGAUGAUGCUGAUUACCCUUUAUUAGAAGGAAAAGAAACAUUUUUGGUGAUCUUAAAAGAAGCUAAAAGUGGAAGAAUUGCUCAUCCUUCAAAUGCUACUAUUACCAUAGAUGAUUCUGAAUCUGAUAAGCCAACCAUUUAUUUUGAAAGUUCUCAGCAUAAUGUUGAUGAAAAUUGCCACAAUGUUUCUCUCAGCAUUUUAAGGUCUGGAGACUUGCAGCAUGAAUCUCUUGUGCGUUGCUAUACUAGAGAAGGUACUGCUAAAGCUGGCAAAGACUUCAAAGAACGCAGAAAUGCUGACAGCUCAUUAAUAUUGUUUAAGAAAGGAGAUUUUAUAAAAAUAUGUUUGAUUGAAAUUUUUGACGAUACUGUUUAUGAAUCAAAUGAAAGUUUUGAAGUUUUUCUUGGUACGCAUGGAGAAAAUGUUGAUGGUAACAAAUCAGCUAGGUUUUUAAUUGGGAGAAAUCAUAGAAGUAUUGUUGAAAUCAAAGACAAUGAUAAGUCUAUUAUUGAAUUUAAACAAAAUCGUUAUUAUGUUAAAGAACCAUUUUCAAAUGAUGAUAAAACUUCAGUAACAAUCUCAAUCCAUCGCACAGGUGAUGUUUCAUUAACUGAGUUCGUGACUGUGUUUACAAAGGAUGGUUCUGCAAAAUCUGGUCAAAAUUAUGAAUCAUUCACAAAAUUGUUAGAAUUUUCACCAAAUAUUACAAAAAUGGAAGUGUCAGUUUCAAUCCUCUAUGAUGACCAGCUCACCUUACGAACAGCAUUUUCAUUGCAUCUGUAUAUUGAAAGUCAAAAACUAUCUUCAUUAGGUAAUGCUAGAACUGUCAUUUAUAUUGAAAAGCCAAGAGACCAAGUUGUUCUGUUUCCAUCAAACCCUGUUGUAGUCUCAUUAAAUGAUUAUGACAAUGUUGCCAAUGCAAAAAUUCAGCCAAUCAAUGGUUAUCCAUUAAUUUGUAUAACGGCAUGCAACCCAAAGUUUCCAAUAUACAAAGCUACAAAAGAUCUUUGUGCUUCUAUCAACAACAGUUUAACUAAAUAUAAAUGGCAAAUUUCUUCAUCAAAUAAUUUAUUGUUUAAAGAUAUCACAAUGAGCUUGUUUUUUACUAAUCCUUACAAAAUUACUCUUGAUAGCAUAUAUUUCUCUGGAGGGUCGCAGGUUAGAUGCAUUGCACAAGCCUUUACUAAUCAAAAUUUACCAGGUGCUACUAGUGCAAGUAUGCCAGUCACAAUAGAUGCAAAAAAUGGAUUAUGCAUGUCAACAAAAGAAAGUCAAAUAGAUUCAAAAUCUUUUUCAGCUCAAGUUUCAUACAUUAAUUUGCCAAACACAACUCAUUCCAAUUUAAUCAAAUUAAGUGUGCUGAUACCUCAUAUUGAUGGCUUGUUGCCUUUAAUAUCAACGAAAGAGCUCAGUAACCCAAAAUUGUCUUUGAGUCCAGAUAGGAUACGAACAGCUUUAUAUAAGUGCUCAAAUCUACUUAAUGCUGAUGAGAUACAAACUUCAUUUGGUUUUAAUAAAAGGGAUUCUCAUUCAUUUACUCAGAUUUAUCCUUAUGAGUUUGAUUCAAAUAUAAGAGGAAGAGAUACAGUUAGGUUUUAUCAAAAUCUGGAUCUUGAUUUAUGUUUGUGGAAAUUUGAAAGUCAUUAUGAUAUGAGCGAACUUAUUAACGAAUGUGAAGGUAGCAUUUCUACAAAUGAUCAAAUUAAAAGUUUAAAUCAAGCUGUUCUAAAUAUUAUUUUGCCAUUUUAUGUUUCAUACUUGCAUCAUUCUGGUGAAGAUGGUUGGAUUGAGUUUCAACACCAAACUUUUUUUCAUAUCAAAGCACAAUAUGAAACAGCAAUAAUUUCAGAAAAUGGUGUUAAAAAUUUCAAAAAUUUUAAAGGAAAUUUGUACUUGAAAAAGGUAUCAAUUAGAGAGUCUGAUAAGCGGUUGCAAGUUACUUUUAAAACAAAAGCUUUAUUUAAUGGAUUGUUUAUUCUUCAAACAAAAGGACUUCUAAAAUCCAACGUGAGGUUAUUGCAUCAUCCAAAAAUGAUAUUUUCUUUACUAUUAAUCAAUACAGAAGCAACUUAUAUGCAGCCAGAGCAGCUGUGGCAGUUUACUUCUAACUAUGCAAUUCAUGAUUAUUCCGGCACAUAUCUUUUUAACCUUGUUCCUUGUAUUGCAACUGUUGGUGUUAAAUAUACGUCACCACCAGAUUGCACUCCACACAAGCCGAUAUCUUUUCAGUUAAAUCUUACUAUUCAGCAGACAAAAUUACCUGCAGAAACCGCCUUCCGUGUCAAAACGAGGUUUUCCUUGUUUCAUAGCGAUGAGUUCCGCCAAUCUCGUGUGAAUGAUUCUUAUGUAAUGUUCAAAGAAGGAGAAAGAAUACACGGUCGCGUUAUGAUUGAUCCCAUGCAAGUAUUUGGUAACGGCUACGAGAUCAUAAUUGAAAAAGUUUUUUUGUGCAAUAGUUUAGAUGGAUAUGCGCCUACAUUUGAUCCAAAACUAGGAAAAUAUGGAUGCAUCUCUGAGUCUCCUAACUUAUCUUUUCGUAUAAAAAUAUUGGAUCGUUUAAAUCCUGAAUAUAUACAACCUCGUUUAAAUGGUGUUAACUUUAAUGCAAAGUUUGUUGCGACAAAAUCUGAAGAUAAUUUUGCCAAACCUAAUAGUUUUAGUUUCGAGAGUUCACCAUUAUUUACGGUAUCUAAUGGGGGAAAUUGGUAUCUUCAUGUAAUUUACUCGAUUCAAGCAGCAAAAGUUUAUGCAAAAACUCGAAGUAAAAGAAAUACUUAUGACGACUAUAGUAACAUUUAUCCGCGGUCAGGUUUAAACAAAACUCGUAAAAAAUCAUACAAAUCUCAGUUUGAAGCAAUAAAUUUUAAAAAAGAAAUUAAAGCCAUUGGUCUAAAUUCUGGAACUGAUAUGCAAAUGUUAUUACUAGUGUCAUCCAACAGAAUAGUAGAAGAGAAUAAAUUCUAUAGUUCAUCUGCUGUGUAUAUAAAAGGAAACGGAUGUUUAAUUUGGUUCGGAAUACUAUUAUUGGAGUUAUUGAAAAAUAUUUUAAGAAUGGUAGUGAUGUUAGAACAACUUAGAUAAAUGAAGGUCAUUAGAUUUUUAGUCAUUUAAUUUGUCUAUUUAUUUAUAUUAAAUAUAUUUUAACUUGUAUUUAUUUAAUUUUGUUUCAUUUUUUUCAAAGAUGAUAUGAAGUUUUUUAAAAUUAGUUUUCUCUCGAAAUGUGUUUUCAUUUUAUUGGCAGAAUGCACGCAUUAACAGUGUAUAUGUGCGUGUUUGUUUUGGAUAUUUUGCUCCUGAAUUUUAUUGCUCUUGAAGGUUUAUGUUCUCAUAUGAACUUGUGGUCGAAGAAAUGUAAAGUCAGCUUUUUUAUUAUUUAAAUAGUUUGUUUCAUGCAUUUUCUUUGCACAUGCCAAAUUUCAAUGAAAAAAAAAAGCAAUUAUUGUUAUACCAAGUAUACCACUUUUUUAGGUAGCCCUAGGCAAGUGGUUUUUUGAGGUGGUUCUUUUUAGAAACAUAUAUAAACUUUGUCAUCUUUUGAAAAGAAGAAACUAAGGUUGGGCUUGAUUUUUAUAUUACUAUUAUGUAUUGCUACUGUUGUGUUUGCGGGCCUAUUGUGGCACGGCAUUUUUCUAAAGAAAAAACAUUUGGAAUACGUCACAAAACAGGAGCGGAGAAACGUGCUCAAAAAUAAGAUGGCGGUUUCGUUUCAGAACUUAUAUGUAUAAAAUAUAAAGUGCUAAUGACUACAAAGAAAUUUAUUGUUUAACUUA
Molecule: messenger RNA, 10227 nt
Organism: Hydra vulgaris (swiftwater hydra)
Lineage: Eukaryota; Metazoa; Cnidaria; Hydrozoa; Anthoathecata; Hydridae
Product: FRAS1-related extracellular matrix protein 2
Biological process (GO): cell communication; anatomical structure morphogenesis
Cellular component (GO): membrane
Source: RefSeq, a predicted model, not a curated record